AUGCGUAUCGCGUGGAGAAUCAUUUCCGGUGUAAACAACCAAAUUCGACGGCGUCGUCAUUUCUCGCGUCUUCGGACUCUCAACAUGCUGGAUUAUGACAUUGGCACAGUCAAGGUUGACUCGGAGCGCCUAAACUCCCUCCUCCACGACACGUGCCGCUUUGGCACAGGAGAGAGAUGGGGCAGGCAAGUCGCGGCUACGGAGACGGGUAUGGCCCGACUCGCCUUGAGUGAUUCAGACAAGCAGGCCCGCGACUGGUUUGUAUCUACCACCGAGGCGUUGGGCUGCUCAACUACUGUGGACGAAAUGGGAAACAUCUUUGCUAUCCGCCCGGGUCGCCGUCAAGGACCUGCCACGUUUGUCGGCUCGCAUCUUGACACCCAGCCGCGAGGGGGACGCUACGACGGCAUCUUGGGUGUUUUAGCCGGUGUGGAGAUUCUCAACGUGCUAAAAGAUCACGGAAUAGAGACUGAAUUUCCAGUAGGCGUUGUGAACUGGACCAACGAGGAGGGCGCCCGGUUCCCCAUCAUUAUGGUGGCAUCUGGUGUCUGGGCCGGUAAAAUCCCUUUACAGGAAGCUCACGAUCUCAAAGAGGUGGGCUCUGGAUCUUGUACCAUGAGGUCUGAACUGGAGCGCACCGGCUACCUCGGCGCAACACGUUGCAGCUUCCAGGAUAUGCCGAUGGCUGCCUACUUUGAGUUGCACAUUGACCAAGGUCCGAUACUGGAAGCCAACAACCAAAAAGUGGGUGUCGUGACAGGUGUUCAAGCCUACAGGUGGUUUACGGUCCAGGUCACUGGGCAAGGAGCCCAUUCAGGCACAACUCCCCUCUCGGAGCGCGCGGACGCUUCACUCCUCGCGUCACGGCUCAUUCUGCAUUGCCACCGUCUCGCAACCAAGCAUGACGCCGUAGCUACGACUGGCAUCAUUGAGGUGUCCCCAGGGAGUGUGAAUACCAUCCCUGGGCACGUUAAGUUCACCAUAGACAUGCGUGCCCCGGAUGAAGACACUCUAGAGUUGUUUGAGAAGGAACUUAUGCAUGAUGCGCACAUGCUAGCCUUGGGAACAGAUAUUGGCGGCCUGAUGGAUGCAGGCACUCCAGGCAAGUCCAUGACUGUGUGCAUAACAAAGGACACGACGUCGCCAGCCGUAACCUUCCACCCUGACUGCGUCGACAUUGUCAGAGCUUCUGCAGCAUCGGUGACAUCGAGCCAUGGCCUGUUUAGAGACAUGACCAGCGGAGCUGGGCAUGAUGCCGCGCAUGCCAACUUGAGAUGUCCGGCAGGCAUGGUCUUCGUAUCCUCCAAGGGUGGCAUCAGCCACAACCCCAUCGAGUACACCAGCCCGGAAGAUUGUGCCAUCGGCGCCGAGGUGCUGUUGCAGAGUGUGCUCAGGUAUGAUCGGCUGCGAGCAAGGAGAGGAGGCGAAAGUGUAUGA
Messenger RNA from Fusarium keratoplasticum, 1437 nucleotides. RefSeq names its product M20-dimer domain-containing protein. The transcript has 4 exons. Lineage: Eukaryota; Fungi; Ascomycota; Sordariomycetes; Hypocreales; Nectriaceae. The record is from RefSeq and is a predicted model, not a curated record. The coding region runs from base 1 to 1437 and encodes 478 amino acids. Gene Ontology annotation, molecular function: hydrolase activity, acting on carbon-nitrogen (but not peptide) bonds, in linear amidines.